AGUACGUAGCUGUUUUUACAUUAGGUAUGGAGAUAGAGGCCAACGGCAGCGACAACUGCGGCGGCGACGGAGGUAGAGAUAUGGAAAUGUUUGAAGAAUGUGAUCAGGGAGGCCGGGGAGGGGCAUAUUUGGUAUGGGAAGAUCUGACGGUGGUGCUACCCAACUCCGGCGGCGGCUCAUCUCCGAAAAGUCUGCUCAGAGGUAUCAACGGCUACGCCGAACCGAGUCGGAUAAUGGCCAUUAUGGGUCCUUCCGGCUCCGGCAAGUCCACCCUUCUUGAUUCCUUAGCAGGUAGGCUGUCAAGGAACACUAUAAUGACUGGAAAUAUUCUUCUUAAUGGGAAGAAAAGGAGACUUGAUUAUGGGGUUGUGGCUUAUGCAACACAAGAUGAAGUUUUAUUAGGUACUCUUACUGUAAGGGAAACAAUUACUUACUCGGCAAAUUUAAGGCUCCCAACGUCUCUAAGAAAGGAAGAGGUAAACGAUAUUGUCGAGGGAACAAUAAUGGAUAUGGGUCUCGAAGAAUGCGCUGAUCGAGUGAUCGGAAACUGGCAUUCUCGGGGCAUUAGUGGCGGGGAGAAGAAGAGGGUUAGCAUUGCCCUUGAGAUUCUCACUCGCCCUCCAAUAUUGUUCCUAGACGAGCCCACAAGUGGCCUUGACAGUGCAUCGGCCUUCUUUGUGAUCCAAUCACUUAGAAGCAUAGCCCAAGAUGGUAGAAUAGUUGUUUCAUCCAUUCAUCAACCUAGCAGCGAAGUAUUUGCACUAUUUGAUGACUUGUAUUUGCUCUCUGGAGGCGAAACCGUCUACUUUGGUGAGGCAAAAAUGGUCAAUAAGUUUUUUGAAGAAGCGGGAUUUCCAUGCCCGAGUAGAAGGAAUCCUUCCGAUCAUUUCUUACGUUGCAUUAAUUCAGACUUUGAUGUAGUAACAUCUACACUUAAAGGAUCACAAAGACAUCGUGAAUCUGGACAAACUUCCGAUCCAAUGAUGGAAGUUCUGACAUCGGAUAUCAAAAGAAUUCUAGUUGAUAAGUAUAAAUCAUCGGAAUACGCAUUCAAAGCGCGACAAAGAAUCAAAGAACUUUCUACCAUUAGAGGAGUGGACUUAGAGGUAAAAUGUGGAAGCGAAGCGGGAUGGUUGAAACAACUCUUGACAUUGACAAGGAGAUCAUCUGUAAACAUGUCAAGAGAUUUUGGAUACUAUUGGUUACGACUAGCCAUAUACAUAAUCUUGUCAAUUUGUGUUGGCACGGUCUUUUUUAACAUUGGCACGGAAUAUACGUCGAUCUUAGCUCGGGGAGCAUGCAGUGGCUUCAUAUCGGGUUUCAUGAUAUUUAUGUCCAUUGGAAGCUUCCCAAACUUUAUAGAAGAGAUGAAGGUGUUUUACAAGGAACGACAAAACGGGUAUUAUGGAGUCACGGUUUUCAUUCUCUCAAACUUCAUUUCUUCCUUCCCAUUCUUAAUUUUGAUAUCGAUGUCCACGGCAACUAUAACUUAUUUCAUGGUGAAAUCUCGGCCUGGAUUCUCUUAUUACGUGUUUUCUUGUCUCAACCUACUUUUCAACUUAUCCGCCAUAGAGAGCUGCAUGAUGGUGGUAGCUUCAAUAGUUCCCAACUUCUUGAUGGGAAUCAUAACCGGGGCUGGAACACUAGGAAUAAUAUUGAUGACAUCGGGGUUCUUUCGGUUGCUAGACGAUCUUCCAAAAGUAUUCUGGCGCUAUCCGAUGUCGUACCUCAGUUUCUUGUCGUGGGCACUUCAGGGUGAAUACAAGAAUGAUUUUCUUGGACUCGAGUUCGAUAACCUAAUCCCGGGGACUCCAAAGAUAAAAGGAGCAUAUGUGUUAACGAAGAUGUACAAGAUCCCUCUAGACCAUUCGAAAUGGUGGGACUUGUUUGCAAUUCUUAUAAUUCUCAUAUCAUAUCGAGUCAUAUUCUUCAUUAUUCUCAAGCUCAAAGAGAGUGUCUCACCGAUUUUCAAUUCGUGGUAUGCAAGGGGAGUGGCUCACAUAUUUAACAAGAGGCCCGCGUUUAAAAACAAAUCGACGUUCGGUUCUAUGAGGCACAUUCCUCCUCGUUCAUUGUCUUCUCAAGAAGGACUUAGUUCUCCAAUUCUCUAAAAACUACUUAGUUUGAACUAUGUGGUUUUUGUAAUAUAAAUGGUAUAAUUUUAUUGGAAUUAUGAUUCCAAUAAAAUGUUACUA
This is a messenger RNA of Impatiens glandulifera, 2195 nucleotides long. RefSeq names its product ABC transporter G family member 15-like. Lineage: Eukaryota; Viridiplantae; Streptophyta; Magnoliopsida; Ericales; Balsaminaceae. The transcript has 9 exons. Gene Ontology annotation, molecular function: ATP hydrolysis activity; ABC-type transporter activity; ATP binding. The record is from RefSeq and is a predicted model, not a curated record. Gene Ontology annotation, cellular component: membrane. The coding region runs from base 27 to 2111 and encodes 694 amino acids.